Penicillium odoratum is the source of this 198-nucleotide messenger RNA. RefSeq lists its product as uncharacterized. Lineage: Eukaryota; Fungi; Ascomycota; Eurotiomycetes; Eurotiales; Aspergillaceae. The transcript is spliced from 2 exons. The coding region runs from base 1 to 198 and encodes 65 amino acids. The record is from RefSeq and is a predicted model, not a curated record.
AUGAAGUUCAUUACCGUCAUCAUUGCUACCCUGGCCGCCGUAGCCGCCGCCUCCCCUUACCCCGAUGCUUUGGAGAAGCGCACUUGCGUCGGCAACUACAAGGUUGCCUGCGAGAACGGUGGCACCCCUUGCUGCGAUGGCUGGCAGUGUGUUGGCGCCACCGAGUGGAACGCCGGUGUCUGCAUCCCUAACUACUAA